Molecule: messenger RNA, 1027 nt
Organism: Drosophila biarmipes
Lineage: Eukaryota; Metazoa; Arthropoda; Insecta; Diptera; Drosophilidae
Exons: 4
Coding region: 20-853 (277 amino acids)
Molecular function (GO): acyltransferase activity, transferring groups other than amino-acyl groups
Source: RefSeq, a predicted model, not a curated record
CCAUGGAUCAGUUUCUAAAAUGGACUGCCUGCAGCAAGUCGCCCAGCAACUGGCGGACCUGAAAGGUUUCUACACCCGAGACUGGCCCAAAUAUUGCAAGGAGUACUACUGCCUGGACAGUUUCCAGGAGCUCUACCAGAGGGACGCCAAGCUAAAGGAUGUGCAAGUGUACGCUCUCCCCAAUCUGGAACUCGGCUUGUUUGUGAUCGUGGAUCGCUAUCAAAUUUCGGUGGGCUCUUUGGAGGCUGAAAGCUUCGAAAGGGUUUUGAAGGAGUCCCUGGUCAAGUUGCCGUUUUAUGGGGGCGAACAAUUCGCCUCCAUGCCACAAAGAUAUCUGAAAGUUGCGCUCGAUGUAAUUCAGGCGAAAAAUAUUAAAUUGGGCCUUAACUACGUGACCUAUUCCCUGGUUUUAAGCAAGGAAGAGGCCCUGUACUUUUAUGUGGAACCUCCAGUCGGCUUCUCCUUGAAGCCCUUAGAGGUAGACGAUGCCCAAGUGGUAGACGAUCACUGGGAGUGGAGGGAACCUGGUUCUCUUCCCUACAUUCGACGUCAAAUUUCGUGCACCACCAGCGUGGGCCUGUUCAAGGACGAGGACAACGAACUCGUGGCCUGGUGCAUAAGGGCGCAGGAUGGACUUUUGGCAGCUCUGCAGGUCAAAGCCGCUUACCAACGCAGAGGUUUUGGCGCCAUCAUAGUGAAGGAGUUCUCGAGACGAGAGGCUGAGCAGGGACGCGACAUUAUCACCGAAGUGAGCUCAGAAAACCAGCCAUCGCUGAACCUGUUCAAAAAGCUGGGCUUCAGGUACAACGAUCAGUGUCACUGGCUGCUCACGGAAGCCCCAAACAAAGAUUGAUUGUACUGCUUUGAUCGAUGUUACCAUUUUAAGAUUACUUAGUUUUAUCAGCCGUGGUAGAAACGCGUUGGCUAGCUUUAAGAGAAACCGAGUAAGAGAAUCUAUAUAUCUCUGAAGAGAAAUACACUGUGCAAGCUGCCUUGCAAGUUGAUCAACUUAAUCAACCACACACAA